Molecule: messenger RNA, 5120 nt
Organism: Engraulis encrasicolus (European anchovy)
Lineage: Eukaryota; Metazoa; Chordata; Actinopteri; Clupeiformes; Engraulidae
Gene: pde4bb
Product: phosphodiesterase 4B, cAMP-specific b
Exons: 15
Coding region: 1276-3333 (685 amino acids)
Biological process (GO): signal transduction
Cellular component (GO): nucleus; perinuclear region of cytoplasm; cytosol
Molecular function (GO): transmembrane transporter binding; 3',5'-cyclic-AMP phosphodiesterase activity
Source: RefSeq, a predicted model, not a curated record
CCUGCCCUCUGCCUUACAUGUGUGUGGCAACACUGGAGCGUCCCCAUCCUAGCCUCUCCUCCUUAGGGCUGGACUGGGGCAAAAGAAUCAGGUUGGGCAUUUCCUUUUUUUACUUUUUUAUUUACACUUUUACAUACAUCACACGAACAUCACACACAACGUUGAUGGUGACCAAGACCGGUCCGCCAGGCAAUUGAGAGAGACGAUGGAGCCUGUGACAACAUUUUAGUCAUCUAUUAUGAGCUGUUUUGACCACAACAGGCAAAAUGACUUAAAUUAAAUUAUUAUUUCAAUCUGACUCGGACAGGCCAGCUGUAGCGGCAUGAGGGCUAAAGGGCCGUACACACACAUAGCUCCUAUUUACUAGCUUCUCGCUUGCUCGCCUACUCGCCUCUAUUUCAUGGAACGUUCGCCGAAAGUUCCCGCGGUUUUAACUGCCAAUGAACAGGCGAUAAGUACCGAACUCUGCCUUCCAAUUGGUUACUCGCUUACUCGCCUCGCUCGAAGAUAAAAUAUUUUCAACUCGGGAUCCGCCCACAUCGCAUCGCUUGUACAGUACUCGCCUACUCGCCUGCUAGUCUCGCUGGAACACAUUAACAUUCUAUUGAGUUCAUUCGUUGAGCGAGUAACUAGCAGCGACGUGUGUGUACGGCCCUUGACACCACUACACUGAGGGAAGGACCAGGCCAAAAUCAUCAACAGUCUAUCGGGCAAAUGCCCUGUAUGCCUAAUGGCCAAUCCAGCUGUGCUCCUCCUUCUUCUUCCUGUCAGCUUCACACUAGCCCAAAAUGCUGCAACUCUUUUGAGGAAACUGCUCAAUGAUUCCACUGAAGCUUUCUGUUUUGGUUUCCCACACAUGUGCUGUUCCUAUUCGCUUUGGACAGCGUUCAUCUUUCAGUGUCACAGUCAUAAUCACCGCUUUGUCGAGAUUAGUAUGACAAAGCGGUAUGACGUUAAAGCACUUUGGAUAUAGCGUAAGAGAAUGACAGAUCAUGGGGGUGGGGGCAGAGAGAGAGAGAGGGGGAGAGAGAGGAGUAGGAAAGGGAGAGAGACAAAGGGUGAGAGACAACGGGAGAGAGAGAGAGAGAGACAGAGGUCCAUUUUCAGCUAAUCCACCCCAGACCUCCGGGCUCGUCCGCUGUGAUCUGUGUGCUUUACUCUGUGCGCUGGGAUCUGUGAUCUUUUCACUGUGAUGUGAGCUGGCAUCCCUGGGGGCAGUCUGUGUUGGAUCGGAGGCGGCCGUGGGGGGCUCUGGUGGCCCCUGUCUGAGCCACCAUGUUCAGGGUGUCCCCUCGGCCCCGAGGCCGGCGCCCGUACUUCGACUUCAGUGAAGAGGUGGUCAAGGCCAAGGGGACUGACCUGCCCACUGUCAGCUUUGACGUUGAGAAUGGGGCGUCGGGCGGCUGCAGCCCGCUGGACCCCCAGGUGUCCCCCGGCUCCGGGCUGGUGCUGCACCCCAACAUGGCCAAUCACGGCCAGCGCCGAGAGUCCUUCCUCUACCGCUCCGACAGCGACUACGACCUCUCGCCCAAGUCCAUGUCCCGCAACUCCUCCAUUGUUGGCGAGCUACAUGGAGAAGACCUGAUAGUCACACCAUUCGCUCAGGUACUUGCCAGUCUUCGGACCGUGAGGAACAAUGUCACCGCCUUGACGAAUGUACAGUGUCCAUUAAACAAGAGGUCCCCAGUUGCUAAUCAGCCUGCGUCAGCAAAGCUCUGUCCUUCAGACGAGUCCUACCAGCGGCUGGCAGUGGAGACCAUGGAGGAGCUGGACUGGUGCCUGGACCAGCUGGAGACCAUCCAGACAUACCGCUCCGUCAGUGACAUGGCCUCCAACAAGUUCAAGAGGAUGUUGAACCGAGAACUUACUCAUCUGUCCGAGAUGAGCCGUUCUGGGAACCAGGUGUCAGAGUACAUCUCCAACACCUUUUUGGACAAGCAGAAUGAGCUGGACAUCCCCUUGCCCCCGUCGAAGGCCCGUGAGAGGAAGCGACGGCACCAGCAGCAGCAUCAUCACCAUCAGCAGCAGCAGCUCAUGAUGAGUCACAUCACUGGGGUGAGGAAGGUCACGCACGGGCCCAGCAUCACCGGAGGCUGCAGCAGCGUCGGCCGCUUCGGGGUCAAGACGGACAUGGAGGACCUUCUGGCAAAGGACCUUGAGGAUAUCAACAAGUGGGGUUUGAACAUAUUCAGGAUAGCUGAGCAUUCCCAUCGGCGGCCCCUCACCUGCGUCAUGUACGCCAUCUUCCAGGAGAGGGACCUGAUGAAGACGUUUAAGAUUCCCAUGGACACGUUUGUGACGUACAUGAUGACGCUGGAAGACCACUACCACUCGGACGUGGCCUACCAUAACAGCCUGCACGCAGCUGACGUGGCCCAGUCCACACACAUCCUGCUCUCCACUCCCGCUCUGGACGCAGUCUUCACUGAUCUGGAGAUUCUGGCGGCCAUCUUUGCUGCUGCGAUCCAUGAUGUGGACCAUCCGGGUGUCUCCAACCAGUUCCUCAUCAACACCAAUUCUGAGCUGGCCCUCAUGUACAAUGAUGAGUCGGUGCUGGAGAACCAUCACCUGGCUGUGGGCUUCAAGCUGCUGCAGGGGGAGAACUGUGACAUCUUCCAGAACCUCACCAAGAAACAGCGGCAGAACCUGCGGAGGAUGGUCAUUGAGAUGGUCCUGGCCACAGACAUGUCAAAACACAUGAGCUUACUAGCAGACCUGAAGACGAUGGUGGAGACGAAAAAGGUCACAAGCUCUGGAGUGCUGCUGCUAGACAACUACACGGAUAGGAUACAGGUCCUCCGUAACAUGGUGCACUGUGCGGACCUGAGCAACCCCACCAAGCCCUUGGAGCUGUACCGGCAGUGGACGGACCGCAUCAUGGAGGAGUUCUUCCACCAGGGCGACCGCGAGAGGGACAGAGGCAUGGAGAUCAGCCCCAUGUGUGACAAGCACACCGCCUCCGUGGAGAAGUCGCAGGUGGGCUUCAUCGACUACAUAGUGCACCCUCUGUGGGAGACGUGGGCGGACCUGGUGCACCCGGACGCCCAGGACAUCCUGGACACGCUGGAGGAGAACAGGAACUGGUACCACAGCAUGAUCCCCCAGAGCCCCUCGCCGCCCUACUGCGACGGGGAGGACGGCACGGGCACGGGUUCGACCGGGGACAAGUUCACCUUUGACCUGGGCUUGCACAGGGACGCGGGAGACGAGGAGGAGGAGCAACAGGGGGGUGAGCAGCAACAGCAGCUCGGCACACGGACUCAGCAGCAACAUGGCGGGCACACGUCUCCGCCGCGCGUGGAGAUCAUCACCCCCUCGCCUGUGGACACGUAGUAUUGUCUCAACAGCGCGCCGCUUUGAUGACGGCAGCGUCGAGUUUAGAGUUUAUUUUUCAUUUCUUCGAAAAGGAGAAGCAAGGGAAGCAGGAAAUAAAGGCCUCUCGGAGGUGCUGGUCUUCAGAGGAAGCGUUUGAGCACCUGAGCGAGGAAGACUGUCGUCACGAGGGCACUGCAGGUGGAUGUGACGCCGUUUGCGCGUGUCACAGCCUCUCGAGAAGAUGUGGGGAAUUUCCCGCGCAGGCAGCCAGACGCAGUUCUCUUUUCCACUGCCGUGCCGAGUCAGAGAGACCUCACCUGCAGAUGCAGGAAGUGAAGGCAAAUUAAACUGAAGAGGAGAGGACUAACAGGUUCAUGAAGUAAUAAGCCUUUGGUAUGCCGGACUGGGACAGGAACCUCCAACCACUAGGUCCUUAGAUUUUGCAUUGGACUUUAAGGAGUUUACUUUUGUACCACAAGCCUGAAGGACUUUAUCUGUACAAAUGACAAUGAUUUGUAUUUUUUAUUUUUUUUGCAAGUAAUUUAUUUUGAAUUGCGACUCCAGUUUAAAGAGUCUUUUGUUAGUGCUAUCUUGGUACUGAGAGCAGUUGUCUUCCAGGAUGUAUGUGCAAGAGUGGAGGAUGAAUAGACAGUUAUUACUGUACAGAACACAUCAGGCACUUCACUAGUGUGCAGAGCACACAAAAAUAAACCAAGCUAUUCUGAAAAGCAUACUGCGGAAACUGGUUAAUUCACAGCAACUAAAGUUGAUUCCAAAACGCAGGAAAUCCUACGUUUGACGAAUAAAGGCACUUUAGAAGUAGCACUUGGUGUACUUCGAGACAGACAUAUUAGCAUCUAAAUUAGAUGUCCACUUUAUGUAACACCAAUUUUGAAAAUACUCUCAAUUAGCUAAGAAAUCUCAGAAAAUCUGAGAUCUUGUACUCAGUUAGUAGUGAAAUAUUUGAGUUUAAUGUGUGUUUAGUGGCUUGAAUUAUAUAGGAGAGAAAAAAAGCAUGUGACCAUUUUUUUGGGAGUCAUAAAAUAAGUUUGUCAGCAGUUACAAACAGCCUCAAUGUUCUGCCUAGCAUGCCCUGUAUCAGGCUAAUUAACAUUUUGUCCUAUGCUAGGAGCAAGUUUGCCACACACCACACCACUCAUUUUACGUACUGUUGAUAUAAUUUACGAAAAAUGUUUUAACUUUGAUCAAAUACUUCACUGCUGAUAUUUCAGCAUUAAAUAAUAUGCUGUAUUUGUAAUAAUAUUUUCCAUUGUGUAUGCUGCUAUCCUAAGCUUUGAUGUCUCAUCUUUGUCCAUGUGUACAGUAUGAUCAUUCUCUAUUCAUUUAAAAUUCAGUGUUGGUACACAGUAUUUAUACUUGGGGAUCUAUCAAAUACAUCUGUGAAAGAUCCAAUGCUAUUGUCUUAUUUCAACAGCAGAAUGCACUACUUUGGAUAUUCUGAAUGGAAUACGAGGGGAAUCUUGGUCUUUUCUAUGGUUUUUAUAUUGUUCAUUGCUAAACUUUGAGCAGAUCCCAAAUAGCUUGUUGACUAAAUCGAACAAAAAUUAAAUAAGUGAAAGUCUAUCAUGCAGAUGUGGACAGCAGUAUGUUUUUUUGUUUUCUCAAAAGCAUUGACAUGUAUUUGGUUAUACACAAGGGUCUUGUUUGAGUAGAUAGCAAGAAUCUUCAUAUUUGGCAAAAAAAAGUCACAUUCAGAACCAUUAAUGAAGCUCUGCACUAUCUGCACAAUUUGUUUUGUAAUAAAGAAAAUGUUUCCCGUUUUCAAAUAAAUGUUUGAAUCUACA